Molecule: messenger RNA, 2705 nt
Organism: Dicrocoelium dendriticum
Lineage: Eukaryota; Metazoa; Platyhelminthes; Trematoda; Plagiorchiida; Dicrocoeliidae
Source: the annotation of a GenBank genome assembly
UUGUCCGUGACGGAUGCCUGGUACAGUUAGGGUAAACAUUCUCAGGUAGUUUAGAUGUAUUAUGGUCAUUUAAAUAUUGAAGUCAAGUGAAGGGUCUUUUCUGUAUACCUUAAGGUUAAGGAUAGAAGGCAUUGUAAGUGUUUUGUUUAAAUGAGUUAUUUAGCCUGUACAUUUCGCGCGUUUCCUGUCGUCCGCCAUGCAGGAUGAUACCGCAGCUUUUCGUUGCAGGAUAACUGGUGGUUACGAGGCUAUUGAGCAGUUCCAACGUGAUUUGAUUCGUUUCCAAAGAGAAACUGCGAGUUCGUUUUAUAGAUGCACGGUCAUUACUGCGGAGGGACAUAAGCAAAGGACUGGAAAGGAUCUCCCUGAUGGUUAUCGGUAUCGAUUCAUUCAAUAUCGAUGUGUGCAUAGCAAGCGUAAGAACGUGAAAGGAAAGCGUUAUAGGUGCUACAACUGCGAGGCCCGAUUUUCUGUGGUGCUGAAAGGCAGGUAUUACGAGAUUGGCCGCGCCUGGUUGAAGCAUUCCCAUGUAUUCCAGUUGGGUAAACCUUGGCUUUAUCCUGCUAAUCGGCGGCUGAAUGCGGUACAAGAAGCGGCGGUAUUGAAGUUGAUGAAGUCUUUUCGUCAGACACGUGAAAUCAGGGGUUUCGUGUUAACGGAAUACGGCAUCCGCAUUACCAGACGUGAUUUAUAUCAUCUGAGGCAUCGCAGUCAGAAGGAGCAAGUUAGUGAGGUGGAAAAUGUGAUCACCAUGCUUGAAAGCGAAGGUUCAUGUUCCGUUGUGAGGGAGCGGUUAGAGGUGCGAUUCCUGUUCUUCGUACCUGCGUGCAUUCGCAGUUUGGUUGCACGAUACGGGGAAGUUAUACUGGCGGAUUCGACGCAUCAGCUUAAUUACGGUGGCUACAUACUAUGGCAUUGUAUGUUUGUUGACGUGACGGGGGUAGGUAUUUCAUUCUUUUACGCGUUGUUACCGAAUGAGACUACGGAGAGUUAUUUGGAAGCGGUCACAGCUAUGCGGGCAAUGGUUCCUAGCACCGCAUCCGUGCGUACUAUUGUGGUAGACAAAUGUGCGCAACAAAUGAACGCUUUCAGGGAGGUGUAUCCGGAGGCGUGCAUGGUAUUGUGCCGUGUCCACAUGUUACGGGACAUAAACCGACGGUGCAGUCACCUCUCAGUUGCGGACCCAGCGGAAAAGGCUUUCCUUAUCCGUUUGUUGAGGAACCUGAUUUUCACGCCUGAGGAGACGCGUUAUCACGGAAUCCUAGAAACCAUUCGGCAGAGGAAUACGGAAUGUUUUCAGUAUUUCCGUAGGACGUGGAUGCCAUGGUGGAGAUGUUGGGCGGCGCAUCAAUUACGGCAUGUGAUGAUGUUCGGAUGCAAUUCUACAAAUCGAGUUGAGAAUGAAAAUAUGCAUCUUAAACGGACUUUGAGCGAGCGUUCCUCUUUACGUGCGCUUUUCGAAGUGAUCGUUCAUCGUGCGAAAGGUAUGGCUGAUGGUCAUAGCACUCAGUUAGCGACGGAGUGCAUGCGAAGUAAUACAGUUGGCGGUGACGUAUUUGUGGUUACGGAACUUGUAAGCAGAAUGACGGCAUAUGCUCGGGAAAGGGUUAUGAAGCAUUUUCAGGGCAGGACUAUUCUCGGAGUCCUGCCGGAUGGGCCGUUCCGUUUGGUGUCUGAAUCCGAGUCAGCUGUCUACCGCGUUUGCAUACACCGAGGCAGUAACUGUGACUGCUCUUUCAAUCGUCAUUGGCGUAUGCCUUGCGGUCAUAUAUUGCAUGUUGCGGCUGUGGAGAAUCGCAAUGCUGACGAGGUCCUUGAAGGAUGUCGAUGGUUGAUUGAUGCAGCGUUACAAUCUGAAACGGCGCAGAACUUGGAUUGCCGUCAAUGUGAAACUAUCACCCCAGGUGCACAUACACACAGUGUGAUUGACAGGCGCAUAAAGAUUCGAGGCUUACAAGAGGUGCUGGCGGAAAUAGAUGUGAACGUCCAAAGUCUGGGCUCAGAGGGAUAUCUGAAAGCUCUCGAUAUUUUACGUGCUUUCGGUAAGGUUAUCUCCUCAAAGUUGGAUUACAACAUUCGGUGCGACACGUCCAAGUGUUCCGAUAGUAUACCGCUGUGCACGGCAAACAUACCACGUUUAUUGGGAGGUACAUGUGAAACUGAGGUGCAAGUAAUUGCCCCUGGCUCCGUUGAAAUGUCGACCAACUUGGAGGACGUCGUUCGGAUGGAUGGCAGUCCGGAUAUCAUUCCAUGCCCGUCAACUUCUGCUACGGUGGUCAAUGUGGUGAAUCCAGGCCAUCGGAAACGUGCGCGCAAGGAACCUUUGAUCUGUCGUGUUGUAAAUCCUGCUCCCGGUACCAGCGCACUGAGCGAGACGAAAUUCCGUCGGCUGCCGAAGACUACGACCGCGAAGUGCAUAACGCAGAGCAAACCUGGUGCACAUGGGAGUGCAAAUGGCCAGGUUCCAACAACUGCUUGUGAAUUGUGUCUGCAGGAAGAGGACUUUGGAACGCGUGGUAGCGAUGUCUCCUGGGUGAUGUGUGACAGAUGCUCAAGGUGGUUCCAUCAAACUUGCGCAUCAUAUCAUGGUGAGGAUAAGUAUGAAUGCGUCUUCUGCAAAAUGUGAACAGGAGAGAACAGCACCGGCGUUUGCAAUUGGAAGCCAUUUGCGCUACAUUUCAUUCCCGAAUGUCCAUGACACUGUU